UUUCAACCAUUUUUAUCCCCACAAGCGAGCGAGAUGCCUCGGUUCUCGUGCAUAGUUAUCUCUCUCUCUCUCUAACCCACUGAUAUCUCUAUAUUAUAACCCACUGAUAUCUCUAUAUUAAUGUCUUACUCUUUCACAUUACAUUUAAGAGUCUAAUUUCUGCUCUACAAAACCUUUAGCAGGAAAUUAAAUUUUUGCGCUGUUUCCCAAAGAAAGAAAAAAAAAAGUGUUUCACGUUCACCGACGAUAAUGGAUAUGGAUUCUUCUUCUGAGAACUGGCUUGGCUUCUCACUUUCCAAUAUCAACAACAGCAGUAACAACUUGCCUUGUACUAAUUCUUCAGAACUUUGCCUCUUCCAAGCUUUCAGCUCCAACCCUAAUAGUGUGGUGGUGAGGCAAAAAGAAAAUGGUACUGAUGGUGCGCCAAAGCUUGGAGAUUUGUUGGGAUCCUCUUGUGGCAGUAAUAGGGAAGUGUGCUUAUUCACACCCCCAGCAACUACGACUUGCGAAUAUGGUUCAGAGCUGAAGAGGAUAGCAGCUACUUUUCUACAUACAAUUUCUGUUGAUCACAAAGAUGCAGCUCGCAAGCAGUUGGCUGUUGUCACUCCAGCUAAGAAGGCAGUCGAGACCUUUGGACAACGCACUUCUAUUUACAGAGGUGUUACUAGACAUAGAUGGACGGGAAGAUAUGAAGCUCAUUUGUGGGAUAAUAGUUGUAGAAGAGAAGGACAAAGUAGAAAAGGAAGGCAAGUUUACUUAGGUGGUUAUGAUAAAGAAGAGAAAGCAGCUAGAGCUUAUGAUCUUGCUGCCCUCAAGUAUUGGGGUCCGACCACCACCACUAACUUUCCGGUAUCCAACUAUGAGAGGGAACUUGAAGAAAUGAACAACAUGACAAGGCAGGAAUUUGUUGCUUCUCUUAGAAGGAAAAGUAGUGGAUUUUCAAGAGGAGCCUCCAUCUACAGAGGUGUCACAAGACACCACCAACAUGGUAGAUGGCAAGCAAGAAUCGGAAGAGUGGCUGGAAACAAAGAUCUUUAUCUUGGAACUUUUAGCACUCAAGAGGAAGCAGCAGAGGCAUAUGAUAUCGCUGCAAUCAAAUUCAGAGGACUAAAUGCAGUGACCAAUUUUGAUAUUAGUCGUUACGAUGUUAAAAGUAUUGCUAAUAGCAAUCUCCCCGUUGGAGGAAUGAGUAACAAAUGUAAAAGCUCAUCCGAAUCUGCAUCCGAAAGUAGUAAAAAUGUCGAAGCUGGAAAUCGACUUGACGAUAGAGAUCGAGAUAUUUCCUCUGCUCCUAAUUUCACUCCGACAAUGUUCAACUUAGGUUUUGGAUUGCCUAUUAAGCAAGAUGCCUCUGAUUUCUGGUCAAGCCUUGGAUACACUAAUGAUGAUCAAAACAACAAUUGCAAAAAUGCUACAUUAUUUCAAGGUACAACUAUGAAUGUGCAAGGUGCUACGUUCUUUAGCAUGGAACCCCCUACGUCUAACCCCUCUCUAAAUGAAGUCAACAAUAAUAAUGUCAUCUUCAAUAAACAAGGGUACUAUCAGGAGCAACAAAGUGGUUGUUCUAGCACAAUGACUUCGGUUCCUAUUAUGGCUCCAAAUAGUAAUACUAAUGCCACUACUAUUGAUGGCUCUAGUUUUGGUAAUUGGAUGCCACCUUCUCUUCAUUCCUUCCAGAGUAGUGCAAAGAAUAACCUAGCACCAUUUCAGACCCCAAUAUUUGGCAUGGAAUAAUGGUAAGUGUAGGGAAAUGAAGGGACAAGAAAAGAAAUGUAGUCGUGUUUUAUUUACUUUUGGUGUUUUGAAUGGGGUUUUGUCACCUACCAGAGAAGUGGGUUGGUCAAAAAGUGGCUAUGGUGAAAAUUGCUUUUUUGCAUGGGCAAGAAUGGGACGUACAAUCAUUUCACAGCAACUAAAGCACAGGUCAUGGCGGGGUACUAACUUGAAUCUUUUAAUUUUUAGUCGCUCUUGAUUAGUUCAUUACUUUAUUAUGCUUGUUGCUCUGUUUCACUGACAUGAUAUAUCUAGUUAUCUAUAACUAGAAAAAUCCCUUUUGUACAUUCUCAUCGAAUACUGAUUUCAUUUCAAUAAAACAAAAGAAAUCCCACAUUCUACUUCA
This is a messenger RNA of Solanum dulcamara, 2119 nucleotides long. RefSeq names its product AP2-like ethylene-responsive transcription factor AIL5. NCBI's taxonomy places the organism in Eukaryota, Viridiplantae, Streptophyta, Magnoliopsida, Solanales, Solanaceae. The transcript has 9 exons. Bases 250 to 1734 code for a protein of 494 amino acids. The record is from RefSeq and is a predicted model, not a curated record. Gene Ontology annotation, molecular function: DNA-binding transcription factor activity; DNA binding. Gene Ontology annotation, biological process: regulation of DNA-templated transcription.